AUGAUGGAAUUUGUAUUACUUGUAGGUGUAACGGUGGAUUUUCCUUAUAAACCCUAUCCAUGUCAAAUAGCCAUGCUUGGCCGAAUUAUCAAAGCAUUGCAACAAUCAAAACACUGUCUCCUUGAAUCGCCAACUGGUACGGGAAAAACUCUUACUCUACUAUGUGCUGCUCUCGCCUGGCAACAAAAAGAAAUCGAACAACUUCGCCAGCCAUGUUUAAUCGAAUCAAACGAUUCGACAGCAGAUCCAUCAGCAACAACUGUGAUCAAACCACAAUCCAUAUCUCGUAUAUUUUAUUGCACACGUACACAUAAACAGCUCGAACAAGUCGCCAAACAGCUCGGUAACACUGUGUAUAAGGACAAAAUUCGAAUGACAUUGUUAUCUUCACGUGAUAAUUAUUGUGUACAUCCAGUAGUUUCGAAAGGACCAAAUAAAAAUCACGAAUGUGCGAAAAUAACUCGACGAGACCUCAAUAAGUUCGGUCAGCAAGGUUUCAAAAGCGAAUGUGGUUAUUACGAACGGUUGAAAGGCAAAAUGCCCGGCGAUUUCUUUCGACUAGGUGGCUCAAAGUAUUUACCACGUGUUUUCGACAUUGAACAGUUUACUGAAUAUUGUCAAACAUCACACGGUGUUUGCCCGUAUUAUACAAGUCGAUUAUUGAUCAAUGAUGUACAGAUUAUACUUUGUCCAUAUAAUUAUCUGAUUGAUCCACGUGUGCGAAAUUCGAUGCAAUUGUCCGUUAAUAAUGCUGUGAUAAUAAUCGAUGAAGCACAUAAUAUCGAAGAUUGCGCUCGUGAAUCGAUGAAAUUUGACUUGAAGAAAUACGAUUUCGAAGCAGCAUUGAAUGAAAUGCAAAUGAACCAGAAAGCAUUAGAAAUGGCCCAUAUCGAAGCUGCUCAAUUGAUUAUCGACGAAACAGGCUUUUCCUCCACACAAAAUCCGAUCUCUUCCACACAGUUAACCGCCAACCAACAGCAAUCCGCACGUCGAAUACCUGGCUUUUCCGAAUACGACCAAUUAAACGAAGAAUCUGAUCUACUUCAACAUCUGAAUAUCGAUCAAUUGGGAAAUAUUCAAGAACAGGCUGUGCCUGAUUCUGUUCAACAGUUGAGUUCUGACGAUCAGGAAAUAGCAAAUGCAAUGAAAUUUCUUGCCGAGCGAUUUUCGCGUAUGGUUCUUUGGUUCGACACGAAAAAUCCACGUGAGAACUAUGUUUACACACCGAAAGAACUUGUCGAUCAAUUACAUCAAGCUAAAUUCAUCGAUAAAUCAACUGUUAAUGUUCAGAAGCCCGCAACAAAAACUCAUCCAGCAAGCAAACGUAGCGCCAUUCAAGAUGCUGGUAAAAUACGAAAAGCUAUAGCGAAGUGUUUUCUCAAUGCGCCGGAUUAUAUCAAAUUUUCCGAUGAAACUGGAAAGUUCUUCGAAGAUCUCGAUCUUUGUCUCUCAAUUUUAUAUGCUGAUGAUUAUCAAUUUGUCGACGAUUAUAAAAUUACGUUGAAAACCAUUCCGUUCGAGCCAAGUGCUAAUGUUGUCUCUCAAAUGCCACAAUCUGUAGAUGACUCGAUGGAAACAUCCGAUGAAUGGGUUAACACGAGCCAAAAAUCGAGUCAAUUCAGACGAUAUCAACGUACAGUAGCUCAAGCAACAUAUCCACUUCAUACUCAACAGCUAGUUUUCUAUUGUCUAUCACCAAGUGUCGCAUUUGCCAAAGACCUCAAAUUGGCUCGAUCUUUAAUCUUUGCUUCCGGUACACUUGCACCUUUGGCAACAUAUUCCGGUGAAUUAGGAUUACCAUUCGAUAUACAACUAGAAUGUAAUCAUGUCAUCGAUAACCACCGUACAUUCAUCACAGCGCUAAGUCAUGGACGAAAUCCGAAUGUUAAACUUCGUGCAACGUAUCAGAAUACGGACAAGUUGGAAUUUCAGGAUGAGUGUGGACUGGUUCUGUUAGAUAUAUGCCAACGUGUUCCAUACGGUAUUCUUUGUUUUGUGCCAUCCUAUCGAUUUCUUAAUGUAAUUAUGAAUCGUUGGAUGUCCAGCGGUCUUUGGCAAAAACUGAACGAACAUAAGGCAGUCUUUUUCGAAGAAAAAAGUAGUGCAAAUUUCCAAAAUACAAUCGAUCGAUUUCGUGAAGCAAAUGGUACGAUGAAAUUCGUUAAACCGCUAUCAGCGACUGCUAAGCGAGUCAAUGCCAUGUUCAAACGAAAAGCUCCGUCAACUGAGAUCACGACGACGAAUUCACGGUAUUUUUCAGUUAAAGGCGGUCUUCUAUUAGCUGUUUGUCGUGGCCGUGCAUCUGAAGGUAUCGACUUUUCGGAUAAUAAUGCUCGUUGCGUCAUUACACUUGGUAUUCCGUAUCCGAAUGUGCAAGAUGAAGAAGUUGUAUUCAAACGGAAUUAUAACAAUGAACAAAAUAAACGUAUACCACAGAUAAUGAAUGGAAGUGAUUGGUACGAUUCACAAGCAUACCGUGCGUUGAAUCAAGCACUUGGACGAUGCAUUCGACAUAAAAACGAUUGGGGAGCAUUAAUCAUUGUUGAUGAAAGAAUUGUUAAUAAUGUGAAUGAUAGGCAUUUUAAUAACAAAAUAUCUCUUUGGAUUAAACAACGUUUAUUUAUUUCCCGAAAUUAUGACGAAACAAUGACUGGACUAGAAAAAUUUGCUAGUGAGAUGAAAUUAUCCGAUGAAAUAACAACAAUGGAAAAUGACCAACAGAAAGAAAAGAGCAUUGGUGAUGACGAUGAUGAACAACGACGAAUUAGUUCGGUAGUUCCACCUUUGACGGGUGAAUUGAGACAACGUUUUCUUUUUCGAAUGAAAAUCGUUCCAUCAUCUGUUUUAGACAUACCUAAGAAGGUUGAUGAAGCGACAGUCACCUAUCGACAAUGGAAAAUACUUGAUAUAAGUGAUGAUGAAGAUAAUCACGACAACAAACUCGUCAAUGAGAAUCAAUUAAAACCUGCAAUAACAAAAACUUUCGAAAAGUUCAUGGCUCAACGACCGAUAGCAAUGACACCGCCAUCACAAAUUCCAACGCAAGACGCGACGCCAGUAUCAGAGAGGAAGGAAAACAAGAAAUUCAAAAGCAAGUCUUCAACACAACAAUCGAAAUCGACUCCACCAGUACCAAUUUUAUCUCAAAAACUACAAGUGAUACAAACACAACCCAUCAUUGACUUAACAGGUGAUGAUGAUGACAAAGAUUUCGUUCAAAUCAUGCCGGCAAUAUCUCAACGAUCUGCCAAAAAGUUGAAAUUAACAUGA
This is a messenger RNA of Adineta ricciae, 3270 nucleotides long. NCBI's taxonomy places the organism in Eukaryota, Metazoa, Rotifera, Eurotatoria, Adinetida, Adinetidae. The record is from the annotation of a GenBank genome assembly.